GACCCGAAGUCCAACAGCGCCUCGAGUCAAACCAGUGCAGCACGCGGAGCUUCUGACCCACUAAACCGAGGAGACCCGCGCCGCGCAGACAUGUCCACGGACCCGGAGCUGUUCGACUGCAUCGUGAUCGGGGCCGGGGUCCAGGGCUCGUUCACGGCCUACACCCUGGCCAAACGGGGCAAGAGGACUCUGCUUCUGGAACAGUUCGUCCUCCCGCACACUCGGGGGAGCUCUCAUGGACAGACGCGGAUCAUCAGAAAAGCAUACACCCAGGACUUCUACACUCACAUGAUGGAGGAGUGUUACCAGCUGUGGGCGGAGCUGGAGAAGGAGGCGGGGGUCAAACUCUACAGACAGACCGGCCUCCUGGUGAUGGGUCCAGAGAACAGUGAGUCUUUCCUGCAGAUAAAGGGCACUCUGCAGAGGUGCAAAGCUCCAACCGUGAGCCUCAGUCAGGAGGACUUCAGCUCCCACAUCCCCCACAUGAGGCUGGCUCCUGGGGACGGGGCCAUCGUGGACGUGAGCGCCGGGGUCCUGUACGCCGACAGAGCGCUCAAGACGGCACAGGACUUAUUUCAAGAAGCACGGGGCGUCCUCAGAGACCAGGAGAAGGUCGUGGACGUCCAACCGGGCCCCAUCGUCACGGUAACGACCUCUGCCAAAUCGUACCGGGCCCACAGUCUGGUGAUCACCGCGGGACCCUGGGCCAACCGUGUGCUGGCCCCCACCGGACUGCAGCUCCCCCUAGAGGUGGUGAAGAUAAACGUGUGUUACUGGAAAGAGAAGAGCCCCGGAUCGUACCACGUGAAGAAUCGAUUCCCGUGUUUCCUGCUGACGGAGGGAGAGGAGGCCAACGAGCACAUCUACGGGCUUCCCUCCAACGAGUACCCGGGACUGGUCAAGAUCUGCUUCCACAUGGGCAGCCCCGCCGACCCGGACCACAGGGACAGACAGACCGACCGCUCAGACGUGGACAUCCUCAGCCGAUACGUGACCCGCUGUGUCCCGGGACUGGAGCCAGAGCCGGCCAUCGUGGAGAGCUGCCUGUACACGCUGACUCCAGAUCACCAUUUCGUCCUUGACUCUCACCCUCAGCACAGAAACAUCGUGAUUGGAGCAGGAUUCUCGGGUCACGGGUUUAAGUUCGGCCCAAUGAUCGGGAAGCUUCUGAGUGAGCUGAGUCUGGGGGAGGAGCCGUCCUACGACCUUUCACCUUUCAGGAUCCGCCGCUUCCAGGGACUGUCCAAAUCCGCUCUGUGAACGACGACGCGAAGACGACAAGAAGAAGAAGAAGAAGAAGAAAGACCAAAAAAAAAAGAUGUGAUUCAUGUUUUUAAAGGGCCCAGAUUCUGUUUCCUCGUCACAAACAAACCUGGAGUUGUGUUUUGUUUCAUUCACACAUGUUUAACGCACAAACUCUUCAGAUUUAGACUGAGUUCUUUUCUCAAACUGUAAACAAAACACAACUCCAGGUCUGUUUUUGAGGACGUAACAACAUUAUAACAUGACUUAAAGCUCACAAAAGUCAAUUUUAAGCAAUGUAAUUUACAAAAAAUGAAAUUCCAAAGAUCAUUUACAAAUUUUAUUAACAUUAAAUACCGUAUUUUUCGGACUAUAAGGCGCAAUAUCAAUAAUGUUGAAUUCUCUCGUCUAUUUUCUUACAUAAGUCACACCGGAUUAUAAGGAGCAUUAAGUGAAACAAACGUACGACACUCGAGACUGAUGCUUAGUCCAGGCGUCCACGAUCCAUCGGCAAAUCGUGGCGUAAUUCGCCCGGCGUUGCCUCCCUGUCUUGGUGAAUGUGGAUUAUGAAGGUGAAUGUGGGUGAAUCAUUUAAUUUGUUUGUUUUUUAAUUUCCUACGAGGACGAUUCAAAUAUACAUCGAGUAAUAAUGUGUUUCAUGCAGCUUUGCGCACAUUUGUUUAUGUUUUACAGAAGCGAAACUUAAAAGCACAUGACUCAUUUGCAUAAACUAUAAACACUGAAAAAAAACACCUCGCUCCAUGUGUGCUAUUCUGUCGGACUAAAGGACUGACUACAGUAGCUGUAAUGCGCCGACAAUCCAUCAAGUGGUGCGGCUCCGUAGUUUACCAAAGUCGUACUAAAACAUUUUGACAGAUUUUUGAGCGCCGUGUACCACAUAAAAUCGGUGCGAGGUCAAUAAACACAACCAGAAUUCAUACAUAAAGCGCACUGUUGAUUUUUGAGAGAAUUAAAGGAUUUUACAUGCGCCUUAUAGUCCGAAAAAUACGGUAAGAGUAUUUUUUUAAUAGAACUACUUUUUAACACAUACAUUUAAAUUACUGCCAAAUUAGACUGUAUUAUUUCAUAUUAAUGUCAAAACAGGUGUUCCUAAUCAUGUUUAAAGGCGUCUGGAAUGUCCCACAGUAUGGCUUUAAACUUAAAUAACUUAACUAAAUAAUAACUAACUAAAACUUAAAUAAGCCUAUGUCAUCCUGGAGACAGAUCAUUGUAAUGCCAUACUGUGGAACAUUCCAAGUAAAGUCCAGGUAAACAUCUCAAUUCAGAAAAGGUAGAGAAACAGAAACAGUAGAAAAGUUACCUAAUGAAGCUUUAAAGGUCACUGCUCUGUCUAAAAUGUUCCACAGUGUGACAUUAAACAGCUCUACUUUACAUUUAUUCAAUUACAGGUGGUUUUAUUGCGUAAAAAUAUCUACAAAAACAACAUUCUGACUGUGAGCGGGGUCGCCUCUCCACAGAUCUGACCUGUAACUUGGUCUGGUUUGGUCUCUGUGAAGAUAGAAAGGUUUAAUGCCACACUGCGAAACAUUCUGUACACAGAAAUAACUUCCAAAGAGAAGUAUUUGACGAGCUCUGCGUCACAAAAGUUACACAAUGCAACUUUAAGCAAAUUAAAAUAAGAAACUGUGAUUAUUAAUAAUGUUCUUAAUCUGAGAAAUGCUGCAAAUGUAAUGUGUAAAAUGUAAAUAAAAUUGAUAUAAUUGUAAA
Molecule: messenger RNA, 2970 nt
Organism: Boleophthalmus pectinirostris (great blue-spotted mudskipper)
Lineage: Eukaryota; Metazoa; Chordata; Actinopteri; Gobiiformes; Gobiidae
Gene: pipox
Product: pipecolic acid oxidase
Exons: 9
Coding region: 91-1260 (389 amino acids)
Cellular component (GO): peroxisome
Molecular function (GO): sarcosine oxidase activity; flavin adenine dinucleotide binding; L-pipecolate oxidase activity
Source: RefSeq, a predicted model, not a curated record